Messenger RNA from Diaporthe batatas, 2161 nucleotides. RefSeq lists its product as uncharacterized. NCBI's taxonomy places the organism in Eukaryota, Fungi, Ascomycota, Sordariomycetes, Diaporthales, Diaporthaceae. Gene Ontology annotation, biological process: amino acid catabolic process. The transcript has a single exon. Gene Ontology annotation, molecular function: polyamine oxidase activity; L-amino-acid oxidase activity. Bases 73 to 1920 code for a protein of 615 amino acids. The record is from RefSeq and is a predicted model, not a curated record.
GUUCUACUAUCACCACAACCGAUAUAGAUUAUCUGCCGACCUCACAUAUUAUCAUACCAAAUCUUUGCGAUCAUGACCAGCGUGACAGCUUCCAAUGCGAAAUUCAGCAAGGCUCGCUUCGCAAGGAGGCUAGUUCGUCACAAAAUCGCUGCAGAGCUCAAUGCUCUUGAACGGAGGAAUGAACAAUCACCGCUUGGCUUCCAAAGCUCGAAGCCAUACACUCACAACACGCUGCCUCCCGACCCAAACUACCAAGGUCACAAGAGAGUUGCGCAUGGUGGUGAUGGAGAACAACCCCCUCGCAAGGUGUGCAUCGUGGGCGCAGGAGUUGCAGGGCUUUACAUUGCCAUGAUCUUGGAUAGUCUGGAAAUUCCCAACCUCACUUACGACAUCCUCGAGGCUGAUUCCAGGGUCGGCGGUCGCGUCUACACUCAUUACUUCAGCAAAGAGCCACAUGACUAUUACGAUAUCGGCGCUAUGCGGUUUCCUGAGAUCCCGAUUAUGAACCGUACAUUGAAGCUCUUCGAUCUUCUGAAUGUGCCCACCAUGGACUACGUACUGAAAAAUGACCGGGCGCCCAACUUAUUCAAUGAUCGUCUCUUGUCUGGAGGUCCCGAUCCCUAUCAUGUCAGCAUCAAAAACGGUGGCUCUGUUCCUGAUGAAGUGGUCGACGACGUGGACAAAAUCAUUGGAGAUAUCUUCGGCGUCUUUAAGAAGAGAAUGGCCGAAAACUUUGAUUCAGGAUUUAAGAAACUCAUGGAAUACGACGAGUUCAGCACACGAGAGUUCCUGAAGAGAAUGGUGUCUGGCCCAUUGCAAGAGAAACUCUACAAUUUCUUUGCUAUCCAGUGGAUGGAGACACAGGGUACUUCGACCAAUCUCUUCGACCAGGCGUUUUCGGAAAGCGUGAUGGACUCAUUCGACUUCGACUACCCAACAAAGGACCCAAACACACCGGUGAAAUGGCUCUGCAUUGACGGUGGGACUUCUGUCCUUACCAACGCCAUGCAGAAAGCCCUGAAAUCGCAGCCUGAAGUCAAGAAAAGAGUGGAGGCCAUCUCGAUCAACCGGAAGUCCACAGAAGAUGGGAACAUGUCCAUCAAAUGCGCCGAUGAGACUGAGCCCCGUGCAGGUUACAGCACUGUUUUCAACACCACGACUCUAGGCUGCCUUGGCCGUAUGGAUCUUCGUGGCCUCGACUUACACCCUUCCCAGAAGGAUGCCAUCCGAAGUCUGCACUACGACGAAUCAGUGAAGGUGGCCCUGAAGUUCAAGUAUCCUUGGUGGAUUGUGAAGUGUGGCAUCAAAGGCGGAGUCGGCUCUACCGACUUGCCCCUACGCACUUGCGUAUACCCGUCGUACAACAUCCAUGACGACCCAACAAAGCCCGCAGUCCUCCUGGCCUCAUACACAUGGGCACAAGAUGCGACGCGCAUGGGGUCUCUGGUCGACCGACAGAAACCACCGCAGAACGAGGGCGAGCUCAUCGAGCUGAUCUUGCGGAACCUUGCCCGCCUGCACGCUGAACACAUCAGCUAUGACGAGAUCAAGGAGGCAUAUGCGGGGCAGUACCAUGCGUACGCCUGGUCUCAUGACCCGAACACUGCGGGUGCUUUUGCUCUCUUCGGCCCGGGCCAAUUCAGCAACUUAUACCCGUACUUGUCACGGCCGGCGGCUGAUAGCAAAUUCCACAUUGUGGGCGAAGCGUCAAGCGCCCAUCAUGCUUGGAUUGUUGGGGCUCUCGAUAGUGCUUAUAUGGCUGUGUAUCGGUUCCUUUAUCGGUACCAGAUGUGGGACGAAAUCGAAAAAUUGAAGGAGAAGUGGGAUUUGGUGGAAGAGUUGGAGGUGGGAGAGGAGGGAACGGUGCAUCUGCAAGUCAUGCUUGGCCAACUCCGAAAGAAAUUCCAGUACAGGGUUUGAAAGCUCGAGUAAUAUGUUAUUGUUGGUUUAGCUAUCUCUUUAUGGGGCCUUUCGGAGUAAUGCAUCGGAGUCCAGACAACUAUAUACAACCAAUGGUUAAUGUCAUGAUGACAUGUUUGCGAAAUAUCCCUGUUAUUUUACCUACCCAGGUACGUAGAGAUGUGGCUGAUGAAAGCUGAGCAGACCUUAGGUACAUAAAUAGGUAGCCAUAUAGCCAAUUAAUUCACCCAUAUGGUGCUAA